AUGAUGUCCCAAAUCCCCGGCGAGACCCCACCGCCCAACCUGGCCACUCUGGCCGAGGACCACUACUUCUCUGCCAACCCGCCGCCCAAGGACCUUGAAAAGCACGUGAAGCAGGCCAAGGACUUUAUCGAUUUCCAUGCCAAGGAGGGAAGGAGGUUGGUGCUGAUUACCAGUGGUGGAACUACUGUGCCGCUUGAAAAGCAGACUGUGCGGUUCAUUGACAACUUUUCGGCUGGCACUCGCGGAGCUACAUCCGCCGAGUACUUCCUCGAAGCCGGCUACGCCGUCCUCUUUCUUCACCGACAAUUCUCCCUCCUGCCCUUCUCGCGCCACUACUCGCACGCAAAGGAUUGCUUCCUCGAUUUCCUUCGGGAAGGGCCCGACGGCUCUGUCGUUGCCCGCGACAAGGACGCCAGCAAAAUGCUCCAAGUCCUUCGCAAGUAUCAUGACGCCCGCGACAACAACAUGCUGCUGGCCAUCCCCUUCCUCAGCAUCUCGGACUAUCUGCACGAGCUGAGGUCCAUCGCCCAGCUGAUGAAGCCGCUCGGCCCCAACGCUCUCUUGUAUCUCGCGGCCGCCGUCAGCGACUUUUUCGUGCCGCCGGACCGCAUGUCGGAGCACAAGAUCCAGAGCACGGACGCGGCGGAUUUAAAGAAGAAAUUGUCAUCUUCUACUGCCACAUCUGCUGCGCCCAGUGCGAACCCUAGUGCCAGAGCUACGCCUGCCUCUGGCUCUGUUGCAUCUAGGAAUGGAUCGGGAGGCACGGGAGUGGUGGAUGAAGAGACCUUUGACAACUUUGAUUCUUCCCCCACCGUGCCUAGGAGUAAGCGGUUGGUGGUCGAUCUUGACCCUGUGCCCAAGUUCCUCAAGAACUUGGUUGAAGGGUGGUCGCCUGAGGGCAUGAUCGUCUCGUUCAAGCUGGAGACGGAUCCGAGCAUCUUGACGCUGAAGGCCAAGUACUCGCUGAAUAGGUAUCAGCAUCAUUUGGUUAUUGGAAAUUUGCUCUCCACCCGCAAAUGGGAAGUAGUCUUUGUAGCACCCAACCGCAAAGACAGGUGGAUCCGCGUCCCCAUGCACCGUCGUGUCGGCUCUUCUUCUACUUCUUCCGGCAACCCAGCAGCAGCAGCAGCAGCAGCAGCAGCAACAACAACAACAACAGACAAGGACGAACCGCUGGACCCCAAGUCUCUCCCCGAAGGUGAACCGGAAAUCGAGAUUGAGAGCUUGAUCAUCCCGGCCGUCAAGGAGUUGCAUAGUGAGUAUAUUGAUACGUUUGAGCGCGAGAGGAGGGGGAGGAGUGGUACGCCUGGUGCUUGA
This is a messenger RNA of Neurospora hispaniola, 1317 nucleotides long. Its product is annotated as DNA/pantothenate metabolism flavoprotein. The record is from RefSeq and is a predicted model, not a curated record. NCBI's taxonomy places the organism in Eukaryota, Fungi, Ascomycota, Sordariomycetes, Sordariales, Sordariaceae. Gene Ontology annotation, biological process: coenzyme A biosynthetic process. The transcript has 4 exons. Gene Ontology annotation, molecular function: phosphopantothenate--cysteine ligase activity. Gene Ontology annotation, cellular component: nucleus; cytoplasm. The coding region runs from base 1 to 1317 and encodes 438 amino acids.